This is a messenger RNA of Stereum hirsutum FP-91666 SS1, 587 nucleotides long. RefSeq lists its product as uncharacterized. The record is from RefSeq and is a predicted model, not a curated record. The coding region runs from base 117 to 524 and encodes 135 amino acids. The transcript has a single exon. NCBI's taxonomy places the organism in Eukaryota, Fungi, Basidiomycota, Agaricomycetes, Russulales, Stereaceae.
GUCAGAUCGUUCAAGCCCCGCACCAAUCUCAACUCCCGCACCAAGCUCAUCCGCAACGUCUUCUGCCAACUGGCGUGAACGCCGAUCAAGGUUCCAUCACCAGCCGGAACGCGUCCAUGAGGACAAGCGACAGCAUCGAUAACGGCCCCAGCUCCAACGCGCAGGACUACAUCCGUCAUUCGAGUCUGCUCACGGACGAUGAGAGGCAGGCUGGCCGCAACACGCCCGUCAUUAUCCAGUUAGAGGAACGGCUCCCCGAUCCACUGACCGUGGAAGACGCUCAGGACCGAAUUCGUAUCACAGGAUGGGCCUACGAACAAGAACCAACACCGGGCUCAUCAAGCGGGGCCAGCCGAAAGAGGGGUUCGGACCAGAUCGACGACGACGGCGUCGGUGCGUCGUCUGCGUCUGCGUCGCGACCCAAGCGCCCACGGCGCAACAACGCGAAGGGUCUGAAGCCAUCGGCAUCCAGUUCAAGGACUGGAACAACUGCUGGAGCUUCAGACCUUCCAACUAACAAGUAAAUACAUGCGCAUCCUCGCCUCGACGGUCUAUAGCCGUCGAAGAAGGAGGAUCGUGCAUUUUCU